Molecule: messenger RNA, 1842 nt
Organism: Hypoxylon trugodes
Lineage: Eukaryota; Fungi; Ascomycota; Sordariomycetes; Xylariales; Hypoxylaceae
Product: FAD/NAD(P)-binding domain-containing protein
Exons: 2
Coding region: 1-1842 (613 amino acids)
Molecular function (GO): NADP binding; flavin adenine dinucleotide binding; N,N-dimethylaniline monooxygenase activity
Source: RefSeq, a predicted model, not a curated record
AUGACUAUCGACGGCUCGGAGCAGACCAGUGCCUCAACCAUACCAGAAAAACCAACAAAUGGUGUGCAGGUACCGGUAGUUGAGAAUGUUAAGAAGACAAUCGAGCCGCUACUCAAGGAGCCACAGAAGUCCGGCUACCCGAGGUCAACCCUUAAACUAGAGCAGCGACACAUAGACGAGCCAAGAGAGUUAAGAGUUGCCGUCAUUGGUGCAGGACUUUCUGGAGUCUUAGCUGGGAUUCUUCUUCCUGCGAAGGUUCCGAAUCUUAAGCUGACAAUAUUCGAGAAGAAUGCCGACGUGGGCGGUACAUGGUUUGAGAAUAUAUAUCCAGGUGUGAGAUGCGAUGUGCCAGCACAUGUGUACCAAACCAGCUUUGCGCCGAAUGUCAACUGGUCAGAGCAGUUCGCACAGGGCCGUGAGAUUAGGGAUUAUUGGCAAGGACUCGCUCGAAAAUAUGAUGUGUACCAAUACCUCAAAUUCUCUCGGAAGGUGGAAGAAUUACGUUGGGACGAGAAGAAAUACAUAUGGACCGUAAAAACUCAGGACGUUAAAACGGGGGAGGCCUUUGGUGAAGAGUUCGAUUUCGUACUGACGGCCCACGGUCGUUUUAAUGCUUGGAAGCUGCCCGACUAUCCCGGAAUCAACGACUCCAAGGGCUUACUUCGGCAUGCUUCCAACUGGGACCCCAACUUUGAUCCUACCGGGAAGCGGGUUGCGAUCAUAGGCAAUGGAGCAAGCGGUCUCCAGCUCACUGCUAAUAUCCAAAAACGUGUGCAGCAUCUAGAUGUUUAUGCUCGGAAUAGGACGUGGGUCGCGGCGUCUUUCGCCGGCGACGAGACUUCCAUUGAGCCUAUCCCCAUAUCUUCCGAGCUCCAAGAAUCUUUCAAGGACCCGGCCAACUAUGUUAAAUUUCGAAAGGAGUUGGAAUCCAAAUAUUGGAGAGGAUUCUCUAGUUGGCUUAAGGGAUCCGAGUUGAACGAGAAGUCUCGGCAAGAAUUUAUUGAGAUUUCUAAGAAGCGUUUGGCUAAGAAGCCUGAACUUCUCGAAAGCAUUAUUCCCGACUUCUCACCUCACUGUCGACGACUUACUCCUGGACCUGGUUACUUUGAGGCUAUUACGGAGGACAAUGUUGAGUAUAUCCAGACACACAUAAAACGUUUCACUGAAACCGGUAUCGAGACUGUCGACGGUAAACACCGUGAGGUCGACGCCAUUUACUGUGCCACGGGAGCCAAUGUCGAUAUGGUCCCUCCAUUCGGUAUUUGGGCACACGGCAAGAACCUCUCCGAGCUUUGGCAACAAAACGGCGAGUAUGGCUUCCCAUACACAUACCUCGGUGUCGCAACACCCGGUUUCCCCAAUUUAGGUUUUAUUCAUGGACCUCACGGGUCUGGCCGUUCGGGGACCGUCCCGCAUAGCGUGGAGGUCCAGGUCACGUUCUGGGCGAAGCUAUUACGCAAGUUCGGUCGCGAGGGCAUCAAGACGAUCCAGCCGUCGCGUAAGGCCGCUGAUGACUUUGUGGAUUAUUCGGAUGCUUUCUUCGAGACCACUGUGUUAUCCGAGAACUGCAGCUCUUGGUAUAAUAGUGGUCGACCCGGAAGCAGGAUACAUGGUCUCUGGCCCGGGAGCGCAACGCAUGUAACAAUUAUCUAUCGCGAUCCGCGUUGGGAGGAUUGGGAGUACGAAUAUCUCGGGGAGAGCGGGAAUGGGUUGGCUUGGUACUUCGGUCUCGGAAAUACUAAGAAAGAACAGGAUCUUAGCGUUGACAUUACGCCGUACAUUCGCGACCCAGCUACUAUCGACUUAAGGGAUGUACAUGAAAGUUGGUGGGACUUACCUUGA